AUGGAAGAGCGUUCUAAACUGCUCAGAGAGGUUGUGGGUUUGUCAGAAACCGAUGUUUCAGACAUCGAAAAGGUGUUAGAAAUGAAACCUUCUCUGAAAAUAGAAGUCACUUACAAAACAGAAGGGGAAGAAGGUAUUCAAGAAGGUGACGUUACAACAGUUCAAGCUUGGAUCACUCUGAAACGUUCCAAUGGACUCAUAGGCGCGAUUCCUCACUCGCCUUACUUCCCUGUUCUGAGUGUAGCCAUUACGGGAGAUACUGUUCUUUUAAAAUUUGAGAAAUCAAAAAUUGCUCUCAUCGAUGGUCUUAAACGUGUAGACGACAUUAUUCCUAGCUCAAUUGGGUCACAGAACAGGAACUUGGUUGCGUUAAAGAAAGGAAGCACGGGUUUUGCUGAGCACGACGAUCAUCUUGAGGCUAAGGAGUACAAGCAUUUAGGUAGUGGCUCUGGCUUGGGGGCUUGUGAGGCUGGUUAA
Messenger RNA from Arabis nemorensis, 477 nucleotides. NCBI's taxonomy places the organism in Eukaryota, Viridiplantae, Streptophyta, Magnoliopsida, Brassicales, Brassicaceae. The record is from the annotation of a GenBank genome assembly.